Molecule: messenger RNA, 310 nt
Organism: Pan troglodytes (chimpanzee)
Lineage: Eukaryota; Metazoa; Chordata; Mammalia; Primates; Hominidae
Gene: MT4
Product: metallothionein 4
Exons: 3
Coding region: 57-245 (62 amino acids)
Biological process (GO): cellular response to cadmium ion; intracellular zinc ion homeostasis; cellular response to zinc ion
Cellular component (GO): cytoplasm; nucleus
Molecular function (GO): metal ion binding
Source: RefSeq, a predicted model, not a curated record
ACUCAGCCUCCCUUCCCCAGCCGUGACAGCACUGGAGCCUUUCGGACACCUGGACCAUGGACCCCAGGGAAUGUGUCUGCAUGUCUGGAGGAAUCUGCAUGUGUGGAGACAACUGCAAAUGCACAACCUGCAACUGUAAAACAUGUCGGAAGAGCUGCUGUCCCUGCUGCCCUCCGGGCUGUGCCAAAUGUGCCCGGGGCUGCAUCUGCAAAGGAGGCUCAGACAAGUGCAGCUGCUGCCCAUGAAACCCAUCCAUCGUGCCCACCCCUUCCAAGGAGAGAAACCUGGGAAGUGUCUGUACAGUGCAUGA